CCCCACACCCCCUCACAGCCACCCUCCCCUAGUACUCUCUAUCCUCGGCCAAAGGCUGGCUGGGUGUCGGGGGGGAUAGGUGGGACAGUAGGGGAAACACAUCGCCCCUCUCAUGGAGCCGUCCUCUUAAACCACUGGGCCGAAACACGCGAGAAACCGAACCCGAAGCCGGGCCUCCUCCGCUGGGUUCACCUCCUCCCACCUCCUCCCGCCUCCCUCUACUGCCCAGGUUUGGUGCUGUGUUGUGACCAGAGAGGGACUCCGCGGGGAAGCGGGGGAAGGUUCCUGACCCGGUCCGGGGCGGAGGAAUGUGGCUAAGCCCCGUCCGCUGGGUGUGUUGGAGCGGCUCGCCGAGACCCGGAGAGGGAGAGAGCGAAUAGUCCCGCAGAGGGAGAGAGCGAAUACUUCAGGGAGAUCCCACCGCCGCCGCCGCCGCCGCCGGGACCCCCCACCCUCACCCCUGCUGAGCGACUGCGCUGAGGAGCACGGCCAUCCCCAGUCCGGGAAGAGGGCAGGAAGGAAGGUGGCGUUGUUUCAGGUACAACGCUGGGCUCCAUGGAUGUAACGGAGGACCAGAGAGCGGAGGUCCGCGGGCUCAACGCCCGCCUGAAGGGCUUCCUGGAGCACAUGGAGAGGCUGCAGGACACCAACGCGCGGCUGGAGGGGCAGAUCGCCGACUGGGGGGCGAGGAACGGCGCCGUGCUGAGGGACUGGUCCCAGGAGGAGAGCACGGUCAACGGCCUGCGAGCUCAGGUGGGUCAACUUCUGGUGGAGAACGCCCAGCUGGCGCUGCAGUCGGAUGGCAUGAAGUCCAGAGCGGCUGCCAUACAGGCCAGGUGUGAGAGCGAGGAGCAGCAGACCCAGCGUCUGGAGCUGCAGGUGGGGCAGCUCAGAGAGACCCGGGCCCGGGCCGAGGAGUCCAACGGACGGCUGAAGGCCGACCUCUGGCACUCCAUGACCGAGCUGGAGGGCAUGAAGGAGGACUACCAGGCACGCUGGUCCCUGCAGCAGCAGCAGCAGCAGCAGCAGUGGAGCAGCUCCUGUGAUGCUCUGCUAGCGUCCGCCGCCGCCACAACAGCAGCAGGGCAGGAGGAGGAUGGCAGAGGGAUGGAGCUCGCCCAGCUCCUCGACCGAUUCAGAGCGCAGUGCGGCCAGCUCGCCCCCGGCGCGGGAGCCCCCGGCCGGGCAGCCUUCUCAACUCAAGCCCCGGGCUCGACGGGGCCCGGGGGCUUCGGAGGAGCUAGAUCUGCGGCGGCGGCGGCGUCGUCAUCACCGCUGCCGCUGUCGUCAUCGUCGGCAACAGCAGAAACAAACGGAGGAGCGUUCCCCGAGGAGGAGGCAGCGUGGGUGCAGGUGAACCUGGGGGGCGCGGCCCUGAGGGAGGCCCGGGCGGAGCUCAGCGAGGCCAGGAAGCAGUGGAACACCCUGCAGGUGGAGAUCCAGACGCUGCACGCCCUGGAGAAAGGUCUGGAGGGCUCUCUGGUGCACACCCAGCAGCUGUACUCCAGCCAGCUGCAGGACCUGUCCCAGGUGAUCGGCCGCCUGGAGGGGGAGCUGGAGCAGGUGCGGGACGGCCUGGCCGGCCAGCGGCAGAGGCACCGGGUGCUGCUCAACACCAAGAUGAGGCUGGAGCACGAGAUCACCACCUACAGGCGGCUGCUGGACCGGGAGGAGGGCAGGUACAUGGUUAGAAACGGACAGGCGGUCAGCCUACAGCCCUGGAGGGGCCCCUCCGCGGGCCCCAAGGAGAACGGCCUCGAGACGGAGGUCAGCGACCCCUCCCUCAGCGACCCCUCCCUCAGCGACCCCGCCCUCAGCGACCCCGCCCUCAGCGACCCCUCCCUCAGCGACCCCGCCCUCAGCGACCCCGCCCUCAGCGACCCCGCCCUCAGCCCGGACGAGCCCCGCUCCGAGCCGCUGCCGGACAUCCCCCCGCUGCUCCUCCCGGACCCCGGCCACAAGAGGAGCUCCAUGCUGCGGCGACAGCAGAGCCUGGUGGUGCUGACGGACCCGGAGCGGGGCGGAGAGCUGCGGAUCCCCAUGGUGAAGACCCAGGAGUUCCUGCAGGGCAACGUGGUGCGGGAGGGCGCCGAAGGCCACGGCACCAUAGAGACGGAGCAGAUCGACCGGGCCAUCCGGCAGUGGGAGGGCUCCUUCUUCAAGGGGAACCCCAAGCUGAGGAAGAAGUCGGUGUCGCUGCGCUUCGACCUGCACAUGGCCGCCAACGACCAGGGCGGCGGCCAGAGCGGGCCGAACAGCCUGCCCGACGUGGAGGUCCGCCUGGUGAUGAAGAGGUCUCGCAGUAUCCCCACCAUCACCUAGG
Molecule: messenger RNA, 2323 nt
Organism: Gadus chalcogrammus (walleye pollock)
Lineage: Eukaryota; Metazoa; Chordata; Actinopteri; Gadiformes; Gadidae
Gene: krt222
Product: keratin 222
Exons: 10
Coding region: 556-2322 (588 amino acids)
Source: RefSeq, a predicted model, not a curated record